CGUCAAGACAGAUCUACAACAAUGCACUGAAUCACUGAUUAAUGGAAAUUGCAUUUGUGGAAUGAUUGUCGGAGAAAAAAAAAAGGAGCGGGACAUGGCGAACAGAUUAUUUGCUGUGCAGGUCAUCAAAGCUCCGGAGGCUCGGAAGACGGAGGCUACUGCAAAAACGUUUAUUCCUGGCGAAACCCUGGACGCGGCAAUGGUGGAUACCAAGGGUGAGGAGGAGGAGGAGGAAGAAGAAGAGGAGGAGGAGGAGGAGGAGGAGGAGUCCGUCCAGCCGCCGCAACGGCUGCCACAGCCACAGCCACAGCCGCCGCCCCAGCCCCAGCCCCAGGCGCAGCCUCAGCAACAACCACCAUCUCGGCCGAGAAAGGGUCCGACACCUGAGGAGAUUAUGGCAAUCAGGGCUGCAAUCCAAACUGCCCAAACUCUUGAGGAGGUGGCAAGAUUGGAACGGGCCUUGCGGUCAGGUCAGCUGCCGACGGAGUUGAGAUUGAGUGGAGAUCCCGGAGUGCCGAGACCCCCAAUAGGUGGUGCUCCAUUGCCGCCAAUGCUAAACGCGGCUGUUGCUAGGACGCAGACACAUGAAGGCGCACAUGAAGAGGAUGCAGACAUGAAGGGGUUAGGUGAGGAGGAUGGAGAAGAGGACAGGAAGGGGUCAAGACAUGAGGAGGAGGAGGAGGAGGAGGAGGGUAGCGACAGUGACGUGGAGGAGGAGGGUCGACACCAGGGUAAGGGGGAGGAGAAGGAGGAGAAGGUAGAGGAGAAGGAGGAGAAGGUAGAGGAGGAGAAGAAGGAGAGGAUAGAGGAGGAGAAGGAGAAGGAGAAGGAGAACGUAGAGGAGGGAAGAAAGGAAGGGGUGGAGGGGGGGGGUGAGAAGAGGGAGAAGGAGAAAGAGGGGCCUGCAGAAGAGUUUAAAGGGGUGAGAGAGAGGAAGGUGGUGGAUGCKAGAGACGAGGACAUGGAGGAAGCAAAGCAUGUGGACAAGAGGAGAAAGGUUGCUGUCAGGGACGAUAGUGACCAGUCUGAUAGGGGGGGUGAGAAGAGGGAGAAGGWGAAAGAGGAGCCUGCAGAAGAGUUUAAAGGGGUGAGAGAGAGGGAGGUGGUGGAUGCAAGAGACGAGGACAUGGAGGAAGCAAAGCAUGUGGACAAGAGGAGAAAGGUUGCUCUCAGCGAUGAUGGUGACCAGUCUGAUAGUGAAUCGUCGCUUUCAGACAGAAGCGACUCGUCAGAGGAAGAAGACAGCGGCAAAGCCGACAUGCAAGAGGAUUGAAGAUUGGAGUCGUUCCCGAGUUCGAAAGGUAGAAGCAAUCAAGCCAGCAAGCAUGGAAUCAGAUCAGGAAAAUGGAAGAGAGAAGAGAGCACAGAUCCGUGAAGAGGCUUCCAGACAUACGAUUAGAGCAGCCUGCUUGCUCAUGUCAUCAGAAUCUUUGUCCCGCAACGACAGCCGGCCAAGAAAAUACUGAUCUUCAGCGUUUUCUUCUAGCCACUCCUUUGGAUGGUCGUCUACUGUGUAACCAUUAGGAAGUGACUCGGACCUGCUCGCCAUGUAUGUCUGCGUACCUCCACGUCUACUGUGAUUGUAACUCUGUACCUUCUGCUGCUGCUGUUUCACAAGACCUCUAUUCUCUCGACAGGAUGAACGGCGGAUAUCACGUCGCACCUUACCCCCAUUUCAUUGCCCCCCUCAUAGUGCCCCCCCUCUUCCCCAGAGUGCCCCCCUCUUUUUCCUCCUACCCACCCUUUUUGUGGCUGCAGUGAAGAAGGUAUGGACCUGGCCGUACACGUUGACCAGGUUCUCGUGAAUGCCCCCCAACCAUGUGUGUGGUGGUGAAGUCUAGUGACUCUAGUGAAUGCAUGUGAUAGUAGGGUUGGCCUUAUAUUAGAGUUAGCAGCAGUUCAGAGUGGUGCUAUGUCAGUGACAAGAAAGCAUGCACCUGGCCGUCCGGGUUGGCCAGGUUCUUGAUACCUUACUUGGCACAAACAUAGCGCACCAGACGGCCUGUCCCUCAGUUGGCUCGCGCUUUAUUUAGACGAUCAGCCGUCAUAUGUACAAUGUGCCAGAAGCGAAUGGUGGAUUCCAUGUCCCUUGUGGCUCUCUUCUGCUUCUCAUGCCCUUCUUUCACCAAUUGGAGGGCAGCCUUAGCGAGCCAAGUGAGACAGGAUCAAGUCCACAUACAAUGCAUCAAUCAAGAGCCCCGGCCCAUGAGAAGAAAGUGAAAUGGGAGGAAGGUCGGUCGGAGAGCCCGGAAAACACAAAUGACGGUUCUGGCCGGAGAACAGGCAUCCGCCACAGAAAGAAAAAAGGAGAUGAGGGAGAAAGAAAAGAAUGAGGUAGAUGGAGAAGGGAGGGGGGUUAGGCUAUUGGAGGGGGGAAGGGGGUUGGGAGGGGGGGGGGAGUGAGGACGAACCAUGGAACGGAAGGAGAUGGGGGUGCAACCACCACAGGAGAAGCGGAUCGACGUGUCAGAUUGUGAAUUUUAAAACAAGAGUUUGUGUCCCGUCAUUCACCUCCCGCAUGAAAUCUCCGGUGCACGGAAGUGAAACCAGUGAAAGUUGGCGUCAAGACCGUUAUCCAGCGAAUAAUGAGAGGUGCAAGUCGGCAAAUGUAGGGAAAAUGUGUAGGAAAUGUUUUGCCUGGUCUAUCUGGUGGGAACAAGGCAUGGAUGAAGGAGGGAAAGACAGGGGGGAACGGGACGGAAGGGGUGGGGGAGGUGGAGAUGUGGGAGCGGGGAGGGUGUGAAGUUGGCAGGGAGGAGGGAUGGAGAUGUGGGAGAGGGAGGAAGCCACAGACAAGUGGACAGGCGGGAGGGAUGGCAGACCAGGAAGGCAGGAAGACGACCGUGGAGACCGAGAAGGGAGACAGGUAAGGCGACGAGGAGGGAGUGAGGGGCCUCUGAUCUGUUUGUGCAGGUGGCAACACGAGCGAGAUAGGCGGUGUGCUAUAACUAUAAGGAAUGCAGAGGUAGGUUAAGUUUUUUUUUUUUUUUUUUUUUUCAUUUUAAGGUUAGCUUUGCAGCAGGAACGAACGAGAACUGUGAGAGUUCUGCGAUAUGCCAAAAGAAUC
Messenger RNA from Chara braunii, 3067 nucleotides. Lineage: Eukaryota; Viridiplantae; Streptophyta; Charophyceae; Charales; Characeae. The record is from the annotation of a GenBank genome assembly.